This is a messenger RNA of Rosa chinensis, 843 nucleotides long. Its product is annotated as tyrosine-sulfated glycopeptide receptor 1. The coding region runs from base 1 to 843 and encodes 280 amino acids. The transcript has a single exon. Gene Ontology annotation, molecular function: ATP binding; protein kinase activity. Lineage: Eukaryota; Viridiplantae; Streptophyta; Magnoliopsida; Rosales; Rosaceae. Gene Ontology annotation, biological process: protein phosphorylation. The record is from RefSeq and is a predicted model, not a curated record.
AUGUCAUCCCAGUUCUCCAUGGCCGAGCUGCUCAAGGCCACCAAUAACUUCUCUUCAGACAUGAUCAUCGACCAUGGGGACUCCUUCCUGCUUUACAAGGCCCAGCUCUCCAACGGUCUCACCGUCGCCGUCAAGAAGCAUGACCCCGAAGAGUUCCCGGGGUUUCGCGAAUUCCGAGCUGAAGUCGAAACUCUUGGAAAGCUUCGACACCCAAACAUCGUCAAGCUCUUGGGGUACAGCGCCUCUGACUCGGGUGGACUUUUUGUCUACGAGUACAUCGAGAGAGGUAAUCUUCAUCGUUUGCUGCAUGAGUCUAAUACCCAAUUACCAUGGAAAACCAGAUUGCAGAUUGUUAAAGGUGUGGCUGAUGCGCUCGCAUAUUUGCAUGGCUUGGACAACCGCAUUGUUCAUAGGGACAUUAAACCCCGAAAUGUAUUAUUGGAUUCCGAAUUUCAGCCUCAUAUUACUAAUUUUGGGCUCGCUAGGAGGAUCGACUCAGAGCAUUCUCACGUGUCAACAACUUGUGCCGGCGACAUCGAAUACAUGCCACCGGAGUACAGUCAGGGAUUGGACAAGGCUACCUUGAAAGGUGAUGUAUAUAGUUUUGGGAUUCUGAUGUUGGAAAUUGCAUCAGGGGCACGGCCCAGUUUUCCCGUCAGACUUGCAAAUUGGGCCUGUAUUCCCAAAAUGAAAAUGAUCGAUUCGAGUAUUCGGAGGCAGGAUUUGGAUGAAGUCGUAGUUAAGAAGUACAUUUCCAUUGCUUGUUCAUGUGCUAAUAAGAGUUCAAGAGAGAGGCCUCCAAUGACACAGGUUGUGGAGCUGUUGAAUCAACUUUCCACAUGA